Hyaena hyaena (striped hyena) is the source of this 4224-nucleotide messenger RNA. RefSeq names its product capping protein inhibiting regulator of actin dynamics (gene CRACD). Gene Ontology annotation, biological process: maintenance of gastrointestinal epithelium; negative regulation of barbed-end actin filament capping. Lineage: Eukaryota; Metazoa; Chordata; Mammalia; Carnivora; Hyaenidae. Bases 293 to 4087 code for a protein of 1264 amino acids. The record is from RefSeq and is a predicted model, not a curated record. The transcript is spliced from 10 exons.
CAUAGACAUCACUCCUGAUCAAGGAACUUGAUAGGCUUGUGCUCAUGGAUUUCACUGGUCUCACCACGUUCCCAUCAUUCUGAAGCAGCUGGCUUGGUAGAAUGACAAGAAGAAAGGAGGUAAAUUCCAGCCUUUUAAGAAGUUGUUUGCUAAGAGGAAAAAGAAAGACACUUUAUUGUCCCAGGAGGCAUCAGCAAGGAAUAAGAGUCACUCUGCCCGGAGUGUCAGCAAUGGGACCUUCUCUUCAGAUGAGGAGACCCUGGAAGACAAUCUAAGGUCCUUCAACUAUUCUAUGGGAACCCGGGCAUUUUCCCAUGACAGUAUUUUUAUCCCUGAUGGGGGAGCAGAAAGUGAGCAGACAGUUCAAGCAAUGUCACAGGACAACAUCCUGGGCAAAGUCAAAACUCUUCAGCGACAGUUGAGCAAAAACAUCAAGUUUGGGCAGCCACCACCCAAUGCCAUUCCCAUGAAGAAGGCAGACAGUGGCGAGGCUAGCUUAGAAGAGGAUCUGUUCCUGACCAGUCCCAUGGAAAUUGUGACCCAGGAGGACAUCAUCCUGUCAGACACCGAGAACAAACCCAGUGAUCCGCCAAGUUCUCUGAGUCCUCUGAAUCUGCCUGGAGCCAGAAGUGAGAUGGAAGAGAAGGUGGCUCCAAUUAAACCAUCUCGGCCAAAAAGGCACUUCUCUUCUGCUGGAACCAUCGAAAGUGUCAACCUAGAUGCCAUCCCCCUGGCCAUCGCUCGUCUGGACAACAGUGCUGCCAAGCACAAACUGUCCGUUAAGCCAAAAAACCAGAGGGUGUCAAAGAAGCACAGGCGACUUGCCAGGGACCGACUGCAGGAACAAGGUGGCCUCCCGGGCCAGCUGUCCCUGGACCAGAACGGACACCCCGGAGAAGACAAGCCAAUCUGGCAUGGAGAGGAGCCGGAGCUGCUGGACUCCGAAGAAAAGAGAUGCCAAGAAGAAUACUGGCUAGAACUUGAGGCCAAGUGCAAACGGCAAAAGGCCGAGGUGGCCGAGAGGAGACGACUGGAAGAGCAGAGGCUCCAGGCCCUGGAGAGGAGGCUCUGGGAAGAGAACAGAAGGCAGGCGCUCUUGGAGGAGGUAGGGGAGGAGGAGGAAGGAGAGGAGACAGAACUACAGCUGGAGGCAGAAAAGAGACAGCGCCAAGGGGAGAGGCAGAGACCGGAAGGGCCAGGUGGCCAAGGCCAAGAGCGGAGAGAACAGGAGGAAGGCAGGCACCUGGGGGCCCAGGAGCAGGCGCCACGCGCGCAGCAGGAGGAGCAGGCCUUGCGGAGCGGGCUGGAGGCUGCGGAGCAGCGGGAGGAACAAGAGGAAAGAGAACUGAAGGAGCUCAGGAGGCAAGAGGAGCUGGAGGAACAGAGGCAGCGGGAGGCCGAAGAGCAGCGGCAAAGGGAGGAGGAGGAGCAGCGGCAAAGGGAGGAGCUGCUGCGGCUGGAGGAGCAAGAGCGGCAGAGGCGGGAAGAUGAGGAGCAGCGAGAACGAGAGGAGCAGCGGGAGCGGGAGGAGAAGCGGCGGGAGGAGGAGGCAGCGGCAGAGAGAAGGGCGGAGCUGGGAAAGCGGGAGGAAGGGGAGGCGCAGAGGCGGCAGGAAGCGGAAGCGGAAGGUCGGGAAGCCGCGAGUGUGCAGGAGGAGCGGUGGCAGCUGCUGGACGUCGAAGAGAGCUCGAGGAGCCCGCUUCAGGUGAACUUUGCAGAGAAAGCAGGCAGACGAGAGCAAGAGAAGCAAAGAGAACACGCCGAGGAGUCCGGGACUUGCGAGAAGCAGAGCCAGGAGGCCGAGCCAUCCGGAGAGCAGCAGGCACAACGGGAUUUUCCCGGGUAUGGUCGUCGCGUACGCCAGGAAAAGGGACAAGAAGCCAACACGCAGCCUCCCCAGAAACCAGAGGCGAAGGUAGAAGAGACGCUGGCUGCCGUGGAGAAGAAAGAAACUGCCACUCCAGAAAAGGACAGAAAGGUGGAGGAACUCCGGUGGCAGGAAGUGGAUGAGAGGCAGACCACGCCCAGGCCCUAUACCUUCCAGGUGUCAUCCGGAGGGAGGCAGAUUCUCUUCCCCAAAGUCAAUCUAAGCCCAGUGACGCCCCUGAAGGAUGCGGGACCUGCCUAUGCCCCCCAGGAGCCGAAGACCUCCAGAGCCAGCCCAGCCCCCCACACCCUGCCCUCUUCCCUGAGCGUCCCCCAUACAGCCAUUCUGGUCACGGGAGCACAGCUCUGCGGCCCUGCCGUCAACCUGAGCCAGAUCAAGGACACAGCAUGCAAGUCUCUCCUGGGCUUGUCAGAAGAAAAGAAGCACGUCGAUGUCCCUGCCCUGGAGAAUCCACCCCGAGCAUCCGUCGACCCCCGGGCAGGCAGCGGGAAGGCCAGGCCCCCCCAGGAUUCUCCGAGCAGUGUGGCUGCACUAGCCGAAUGGGCUUCCAUUCGGUCCAGAAUUCUGAAGAACGCAGAGAGUGAGCAGCGCGUCGAUAGAGACCAGUCUCGUCCAGGUGAUGAGCACACGCCCAGGGGCCGAUGUGAUUCCCGCGGGAACCUCCGGAGGACCCCCCCAGUCAAUGCAAAAUUCUCUAUUAUGCCUGCUUGGCAGAAAUUCUCGGAUGGUGGUACCGAGAGCGCCAAACAGAACACAGAAGCAGAGAGCAUUAGAAAAAGACCUGCACUGGGACCCAGUGAUGGGUCAGCGCCCCAGCCCCUGGCUGCUAAUGAGCACCCAAAGGGUGCUGAGAAACUGGAGCCAGCAGAUAGCACAGAGGGAUGCAAAUUUGCCAAAGACCUCCCAUCUUUCCUUGUUCCAAGCCUUCCUUACCCUCCACAGAAAGCAGUGGCCCACACAGAGCCCAUGAUCAUUUUGGACAGUGAGACCAUCAGUGGCAUAGGAAAGGCAGACGCCGCAAUGCCUGGUCACGAGGAAAAAGCGUCACCCUUUGGAAUAAAAUUGCGAAGGACCAACUACUCCUUGCGCUUCCACUCUGAUCAGCAGACAGAACAGAAGAAGAAGAAAAGGCACAGCAGCACCGGGGACAGUGCCGACAGCGGGCCACCUGUACCAGCAAGCACAAAAGGAGAGAAAGAGACAGAGGGUGUGGCCCUCAAGCAUGGCCUGUCCCUACCCCCCGAGAGGAAGCAAGCUCUGUCCACUUGGAAGGACUCUCCCGAAAGAGGGCAUCCUUCUCCUGCAGCCCAGCCUGGGCCCCUGCCGGUUGCAGAGCACGACAAGGUGGCAAACAAAAUGCCAUUGACGCAGAAGCCAGCCCUGGCUCCCAAGCCUGCAGGUCAGACUCCCCCCUCCUCCCCACUCUCCAGACUGAGCAGGCCCUACCUGGUAGAGCUGCUGGCCCGCCGGGCAGGGAGGCCAGACCCGGAGCCCGGAGAGCCAUGCAAGGAGGGUCUGGAGAGCAGGGACCCCUGGCCGCGCUCACCGCCGCCCCCAGAGAAAAGGAAGGCACACAAGAGGGAUGAGGAGGAAGUGGUGGAAACAGAGAGGAAACCCGCUUCCCCGGCUCUGUCUGCUGCUCGGCCAGAGAAGCCUUCCCAAACCCCCGAGGCCGGGAGGAAAGAAAAGCCUGUUCUUCAGAGCAGGCACUCGUUAGAUGGCUCUAAACUAGCGGAGAAGGUUGAAACCGCACAGCCACUGUGGAUAACGUUAGCGCUGCAGAAGCAGAAGGGGUUUCGGGAGCAGCAAGCAACUCGAGAGGAGAGGAAGCAAGCCAGGGAGGCCAAACAGGCCGAAAAGCUCUCCCGGGAGAACGUCGGUGUCAUCCUGCAGCCCGGAAACAGCAGUGUCAGCAGAGCAGGCUCCCUGCACAAGCCCAGCCCCCAGCCGGAGGAGAAGAAGCCGGAGACCGCGGUGUCCAGGCUCGAGCGCAGGGAACAGCUGAAAAAGGCCAACACUCUUCCCACAUCUGUGACAGUGGAGAUCUCUGAUUCAGCUCCCUCUGCACCGCUGGUCAAAGAAGUCACCAAGAGGUUUUCAACCCCAGACGCUGCCCCCGUGUCAACAGAACCAGCCUGGCUGGCAUUGGCCAAAAGGAAAGCCAAGGCCUGGAGCGACUGCCCACAGAUCAUUAAGUAGAGUGACUCUUACCCACUCCUGUUGCCAGUUAUUGGCUCUUCUCUUGCCCUUGUUAUUUAUUUUUUAUCGGAGGUAAAGAAACCAAGCUAGGGAAAAGCAGCAUGUUUUAUAGGCUCCAAAAUAAUGUUUAGAAACUG